Messenger RNA from Oncorhynchus kisutch (coho salmon), 4809 nucleotides. RefSeq names its product cell wall integrity and stress response component 2. Lineage: Eukaryota; Metazoa; Chordata; Actinopteri; Salmoniformes; Salmonidae. The transcript is spliced from 3 exons. Bases 535 to 1500 code for a protein of 321 amino acids. The record is from RefSeq and is a predicted model, not a curated record.
CCUGUUUUUUUUUUCUUCAAAAGUCUCAUGUAGGCCUACAUUGAAAACCACACAUUGGCUGCUACUGUAGGCCGAAUGAUAGAACAGUUGUCUACAUGUUAAAAUGUUAUGGGAUGCAUUUUGUCCAUUGUUUUUGAUGGUAGGCCACCCUGGUAGGCCUACAUUAUGAUCAAAUAGCCACAGUAGCCUACUUGGCCACUGUAACUUGCGGGUAUAGCCUCAGUGGUCCAAGUAAACGCGCGCUGGAAGUUGCACAUAAUUUUCACAACAUUCGAGCUCAGCAGACCAGAAAUUUGCUCAAUGCCUAAAACAUUUUAAGAGAACAUUGGUUGUGACUCAUAUGUAUGGUAUCCUUUGGGACUGUGAAAAAAUAGAACAAGUACAGGCUUGUGUUGUUUCUAUAUUAGAACACACAGCCUGAGGGACUUUAAGAUAUGGUUGGUCAACACUGUAUACACAGCUGUUUUUUUUUGGGGGGGGGAUCCUUAUAAUACAUGUCUUUAUUAUGUUGUUCAUUAUAGGACCAAAGAGAACAUGAUGGCUAUUGAUCACAGACUUUCUCUACCCCUGGCAAGUUUUAUUAUGGCCAUUUCCUUGACUACAACUACAACUCUGACAAGCUCUUCUGAGAGAGGAAAUAAUGCCACUGUCGCAAAUAUCCGUUUGGUUACUGCAAUCACAGAGACAAUGGCGCCAAACCAGACCUACACCACAGCCAUGUCAACUCCUUCAAAUGUCACUGUUGACGGUGCUCUCUCUACUACAAGUUACCAUAACUCAAGUCAGAACAGCACUGGAACAACAACUCACAAUGCUGUGCAGGACAACUCAACAACCACAACAGCACUGGCUGUGAGCUCAAACACAACCACUGAGGCAACACCAUCAGCUUUGGCCCCUACUGCUAAUGCUACAUCUGCAGACAUUACUGUCCCAGGUAUUGUCCCCUCCACUGCACCAACCACCCAAGCAGCCAAGACCACUGAAAACCAAAGCAGUACAUCAAAUAUCCCACCACAACAAUCCACUAAGAAUCUUCCUCAAACCACAAAUGCCGCCAUGUCGAUGACAACCGCAACACAUAAUGUGACACAAGGUUUUGGACUAGACAAUUCAGAAAAAGGCAUGACGGUUUUCUUCAGUGUUGUGCUUGGGGUGUUUGUUUUGGGAAUAUUUAUGUACACGUUGAAUAGAUGGAACCAGAUGAGGCAAUACUCACAUCGACCUCUCUAUAACAACUCUGAGGCCGAAGUGGGUGGAUCCCUAGCAGCAGACGACACACUUGUAAUUUCAGGAGGACUCUACGAUGGUUCACAAAUCUAUAAUCCAACUAUGACAACUACUGAUAUGACGGAGGAUGAGUUCAAUUUUGAUAACCGUCUACAUGUGUCCCAGCGAUCACAGUUCCGCCUGGAGUUCUUAACUGAAGAACGAGAGAGCUCCCCAGGCUAUGAGGCCUCUACCUUUCAUACUUUUCAGCCAAUUGAUGAUGAUUUUUAAUGUCAAAUCUAGCUUCUUUUUUUUCUUUUUUUUACUCCAGUUUGUAAAUGGUGUCCAAACUAGCCAAUGGGCUUUUUUUAACAUCACUUUAACAAUUGCAUUGUUUAUACUGUUGAAGUCGGAAGUUUACAUACACUUAGGUUGGAGUCAUUAAAACUUUUUCAACCACUCCACAAAUUUCUUGUUAACAAACUAUAGUUUUGGAAGUUGGUUAGAACAUGUACUUUGUGCAUGACACAAGUCAUUUUUCCAACAAUUGUUUACAGACAAAUUAUUUCACUUAUAAUUCACUGUAUCACAAUUCCAGUGGGUCAGAAGUUUACAUACACUAAUUUGACUGUGCCUUUAAACAGCUUGGAAAAAUUCCAGAAAAUGAUGUCAUGGCUUUAGAAGCUUCUGAUAGGCUAAUUGACAUCAUUUGAGUCAAUUGGAGGUGUACCUGUUGAGGUAUUUCAAGGCCUACCUUCAAACUCAGUGCCUCUUUGCUUAACAUCAUGGGAAAUGUAAAAGAAAUCAGCCAGGACCUUGUGAAGAUGCUGGAGGAAACAGGCACAAAAGUAUCUGUAGCCACAGUAAAACGAGUCCUAUGUCGACAUAACCUGAAAGGCUGCUCAGCAAGGAAGAAGCCACUGCUCCGAAACCGCAAUUAAAAGCCAGACUAUGGUUUGCAACUGCACAUGGAGACAAAGAUCGUACUUUUUGGAGAAAUGUCCUCUUGUCUGAUGAAACAAAAAUAUAUCUUUUGGCCAUAAUGACCAUCAUUAUGUUUGGUGGAAAAAGGGGGAGGCUUGCAAGCUGAAGAACACCAUCCCAACCAAUAAGCACAUGUUGUGGGGGUGCUUUGCUGCAGGAGGGACAGGUGCACUUCACAAAAUAUAUGGCAACAUCUCAAGACAUCAGUCAGGAAGUUAAAGCUUGGUCGCAAAUGGGUCUUCCAAAUGGACAAUGACCCCAAGCAUACUUCCAAAGUUGUGGCAAAAUGGCUUAAGGACAACAAAGUCAAGGUAUUGGAGUGGCUAUCACAAAGCCCUGACCUCAAUUAUAUAUAAAAUCUGUGGCCAGAAAUGAAAAAGUGUGCGCGAGCAAGGAGGCCUACAAACCUGACCCGGUUACACUAGCGCUAUCAGGAGAAAUGGGCCAACAUUCACCCAACUUAUUGUGGGAAGCUUGUGGAAGGCUACCCGAAACAUUUGACCCAAGCUAAACAAUUUAAAGGCAAUGCUACCAAAUACUAAUUGAGUGUAUGCAAACUUCUGACCCACUGGGAAUGUGAUGAAAGAAAACAAAUCUGAAAAAUAAUUCUCUCUACUAUUAUUCUGGCAUUUCGCAUUCUUAAAAUAAAGUGGUGGUCCUAAGUGACCUAAAACAGGGAAUAUUUACUAGGAUUAAAUGUCAGGAAUUGUGAAAAACUGAGGUUAAAUGUAUUUGUGCAUGUAAACUUCAUACUUCAAAAAUUGUAUUUUUUCUUCUUAGUACUUUUUUCAACCUACCAUUCCAUCCCUACCCUAAUUGGAUACAGCUAAUGGAUAACAAUACUUAUACCGCUACUUACAGUUAUUUCGCUCUAUGAUACCUGUAGUAAAAUAAUUAUAUAUAUAUUCCUAACUUCCUCUUUCUUCAAGUGUUGGAUUUUCACCCACAGCGGCCAAUCCAUUAUUCAUUCUGAUCUUAACUCCAACCCUCCGAUGUCCACAGAUUAACCCAUCUUUACCAGUAUAAUGCCAUUUUUCUAUUUUCUUUUACAAUACAUCCCUUCAUUUUACGAUGAUGUCUUACGAGGGUCCUGAACCUCCCUAAUUUAAGAUUUCUACAGAUAUUGCCCUAAAAAUGUACUGUAUACUUUACCUAGGAGUAUAAUGAUAUUUCGCAUUGACUGAUUGUGGUUUUUCAGAUCCCCUAACAAUGCAGGUUGCAGGUCCUGCUGAACACAGGCAUUAAGACUGAACAACCAUUCCUGGGCCUGACUCCAAAGUCGAGCCACCAAUGGACUGUACCAUAAAAUAUGUUCUAUUGAUUCUGUGUACUCAUGACAGUCUGCACAAAGCUGACUGUUCAAUGCCCAAUAUAUUGAGCAUUCAUUUUGUAGCAAGUAUUUUAUACUAUAGCUUAAAUUUAAAAUAAUUGAUUGAAGUGUCAAUUGUUGUUUUAUAUAUCAAUUCAUAGAUCCGAUGCCAAGGUAUUGAGCCAUCAAAAGCCUGUUCUCAUAUGACUUGAAUUUUAUACGGUAUUGCUGUCAAACGCUUUGACUGAUACAUUUUUCGAUUUACACUACUCAUUUUAAACCAUUUAUGAUUUUGAAUGGGUGGCAGACAGAUUAAUUCUUUAAUUUCUUCAAAAAGUAAUGGUCUCUUCCCAUUUUGUGGCAGUGAUGCAAUGAGUUGGUUAUAAUUUUUGGAUUGAGCAUAUACCUCCAUACACUGUUGUUAGUAUGCCUGUGUGACAUAAGUUUACAAUUUUUUUCAUUAUUUUUUUCUGUAUCAGUAAAUUGGAGUUAAUAUUAUUAUAUUAUUAUUAUAUUAUUUGCUGUAAAAUUAGAUCUUCCUUUUCUGGAGGAUGGAAUUGAAAUUGUAGCCAACUCUGUAAAAAGGAGGAUACUUGAAACGGAUUGUACACUAAGUGUACAAAACAUGAGGAACAUUUGCUUUCUCCGUGACAGUCUGACCAGAUGAAUCCAGGUUAAAGUUAUGAUCCCUUAUUAAUGUCACCUGUUAAAUCCACAGGUUAAAGAAGGAUUGUUAAGAUUUGAGACAUGGAUUGUGUGUGUGUGCCAUUUAGAGGGUGAAUGGGCAAGACAAAAAUUUAAAUGCCUUUGAAUGGGUUAUAGUAGUAGGUCCCAGGCAAACUAGUUUGAGUGUGUCAAGAACUGCAACGCUUCUGGGUUUUUCAUGCUCCACAGUUUCCCGUGUGUAACUAGAAUGGUCCACAACCCAAAGGACAUCUAUCCAAGUUGACACAACUGUUGGAAGCAUUGGAGUAAACAUGGGCCAGCAUCCCUAUGGAAUGCUUUCGACCAACUUGUAGAGUCCAUGCCCGACGAAUUGAGACUGUUCUUAGGACAAAAGGGGUUGAAACUCAAUAUUAUGAAGGUGUUCCUUAUGUUUUCUACACUCAGUGUUUAUACAGUGCAUUCGGAAAGUAUUCAGACCCCUUCACUUUUUACACAUUUUGUUACUUUACAGCCUUAUACUAAAUUUGAUUAAAUAUGUUUUUUCCCUCAUCAAUCUACACACCAUACCCAAUAAUGACAAAGUGAAAAAAGGUUUUUAGAAAUGUUUGUAAAUGUAUUCAAAAUAAAAAACAGAAAUACCU